Messenger RNA from Daldinia loculata, 1201 nucleotides. Its product is annotated as 60S ribosomal protein L7. Gene Ontology annotation, molecular function: structural constituent of ribosome; RNA binding. The coding region runs from base 175 to 927 and encodes 250 amino acids. NCBI's taxonomy places the organism in Eukaryota, Fungi, Ascomycota, Sordariomycetes, Xylariales, Hypoxylaceae. Gene Ontology annotation, cellular component: cytosolic large ribosomal subunit. The transcript is spliced from 4 exons. Gene Ontology annotation, biological process: maturation of LSU-rRNA from tricistronic rRNA transcript (SSU-rRNA, 5.8S rRNA, LSU-rRNA). The record is from RefSeq and is a predicted model, not a curated record.
CGCACAGCUUUGACCAACCCCCGCCUAAACCCUUUUUGGUCACACCAACUAAAGAGUCCCGCACUAAACUUUACCAAAUUUUCUCGUGCCUUUUUUGAAUUUUUCUAACCUUUCCAUAUCCCAAAUCCGAGUCGACAACCCACGACCAAACGGCCAUCACCCAAUUCGACAACAAUGGCUGCUACUACUUCCGUCCCUACCAAGGACCAGGUCCUCGUCCCCGAGACCCUCCUCAAGAAGCGCAAGAGCCAGGAGAAGGCUCGCGCUGAGAAGUCCGCCGAGCUUGAGCAGCGCAAGAAGCUCAACAAGGAGAAGCGCUCCGUUAUCUUCAAGCGUGCUGAGAAGUACGUCAAGGAGUACCGCGAUGCCGAGCGUGAGAAGGUCCGCCUCAACCGCCUCGCCAAGCAGGAGGGCAGCUUCCACGUCCCUGCCGAGGAGAAGUUGAUCUUCGUCAUCCGAAUCAAGGGUAUCAACAAGAUUGCCCCCAAGCCCCGCAAGAUCCUCCAGCUCCUCCGUCUCCUCCAGAUCAACAACGGUAUCUUCGUCCGUAUCACCAAGGCCACCGCCGAAAUGAUCAAGAUUGUCGAGCCGUGGGUUGCUUACGGUUACCCCAACCUAAAGAGCGUCAAGGAGCUCAUCUACAAGCGCGGAUACGGCAAGAUCAACAAGCAGCGCAUUCCCCUCACCGACAACUCCAUCAUCGAGGCGAACCUCGGCCAAUACGGCAUUGUCUGCAUUGAGGAUCUCGUCCACGAGAUCUACACUGUCGGCCCCAACUUCAAGCAGGCCUCCAACUUCCUAUGGCCCUUCAAGCUCAGCAACCCCAACGGCGGUUUCCGAACGCGCAAGUUCAAGCACUUCAUCGAGGGUGGUGACCUUGGCAACCGAGAGGACAAGAUCAACGGCCUCAUCCGACAGAUGAACUAAGUUAAGGGUUAUGGGUUAAAUGGGUCUGGUAUUAGGGGGUUUGCUUCUGUGCAUGGUUCACGGCGUUCAUAAAAGCUUCGGAUGCUACCAAUGAAUUGAGACUUUAUGAUCAUGGCAACCCCAUACUUUCGUCUGUCCCUGGCUGUCUAGUCGUGAAUAGUAGCAUGAAUAGUAGUAUACUUCUCUUGAAGCCUUACCAGGAUAUUGCUGCCAGUCUUCAAAUACCUUUUAAUCCUUAAUUCAUAAUAAGUCGCCGACAUCUAAGUCACCAUGA